Messenger RNA from Actinia tenebrosa (Australian red waratah sea anemone), 2311 nucleotides. RefSeq names its product palmitoyltransferase ZDHHC15B. The record is from RefSeq and is a predicted model, not a curated record. Lineage: Eukaryota; Metazoa; Cnidaria; Anthozoa; Actiniaria; Actiniidae. Gene Ontology annotation, molecular function: palmitoyltransferase activity.
UUCAAGAUGGCGUUUGGAGGUAAAGUGCUCGGUUGUUUGGUCCGGUUUUUUCAAUGGAUUCCUGUAGUUUUUAUAAACAGUGUCAUCGUCUGGUCUUACUAUGCAUACGUAUUUAUCCUUUGUUUCGAAAGUGUUAAGUCUAAUGUCGAAAAAGCUAUGUACUUGAUAUUUUACCAUCCUUUCUUCUUAAUGCUGAUGGUUUCAUAUUGGAGAACGAUCUUAACAGAUAUAAAAAGUCCGCCAAGCCAGUUUUCCCUUUCAGAAGCAGACAAGGAGAAAAUAGAAAAUGGGGAAAAUGCAAAGGAAAUUUUAGAAAGAUUUUCCAGCAAACUUCCAACUUGUACAAGAACCAUGUCAGGGGGUGUUCGCUAUUGUGAUAUCUGCAAUCAAAUAAAGCCUGACAGAUGCCAUCACUGUUCGAUGUGUAGAAAGUGUGUGCUCAAGAUGGACCAUCACUGCCCUUGGGUUAACAACUGUGUCUGUUAUUUCAACUACAAAUUCUUCAUACUUUUCUUAUUCUAUGCUAUUCUCUACACCCUUUAUGUUACUGCAACUGUUACCAAAUACUUCCUUGCAUUCUGGAAUAAUACUCUGGAAGGCGAUGGCAAAUUACACAUUCUAUUUCUGUUCUUUGUUGCAAUAAUGUUCUGUAUUAGCCUGUGGUCACUGUUUGGUUAUCAUGUAUAUCUCACAACUGUUAAUAAAACUACUUUAGAAUCCUUUCGAGUUCCUUAUUUCAUAAAUGGUCCUGAUAAGAAGGGUUUCAAUCUUGGGUCUGCUAUAAAGAAUGUAGAACAAGUUUUUGGAACCAACAGACUUCUUUGGUUUUUACCAAUAAAGACCAGUCUUGGUGAUGGGGUGCGCUUCCCCCUUAAUCAUCGACCUGAGUCUGAUCGGCUGCUGAGCGACCGUGAAAGAUGGAUGGAAGAAGGGGAAUUAGAUACACCCAAUGAACAAGCUAGUGACAGUGAAAAAAUGGACGAAUCCACAGAAACUAUUGGUGUUCGAACGCCUGAGCUAAGUGAAAUUAAUGAAAUGCAGCCAACUGUUUCAGUCAGUCAGAAUGUCCGUCCAGACGUACUGGAAGUCAGUAUGAAACCUCAGAAUGAAGGAACCACGCUAUAAUAUUUAACAAUAAUUGGAACACAAGUUCUUCUUUUCUUUUCCUAAUACAUGUUUGUUAUCUUAUGUAAAAGAAUUAGGAAAUCUGGAUUUCUUAAUUUAUUUACAUGAGAUAAGACAUCCAUGUAUUGGACAAUUCUAUGAAGCUAUGUCAUCUUCAAACCAAUGUACUAGUAACGGGCAGUCAUCGCAUGAGAUUUUUUAGGAAUUUUUUUUAUCAACCUGAACUACUAGUGGUGAAGGGCUCUUUUCAAUUUUCGUUUUGUAAGACGCGAGGAUGUAGGUUUGGCAUACUGCUUGGCAUUAGGACUUCUGUCUCCAAAACUCUUGUGUUCUCCAGCCAUACUAGAAAACCAUUGAUAGUUUGCAAUGAUUCCCAAGAGAGGGAAGAGACAAAGACAGGAUGGCCAUUUAAGUCUCUAUUAUUGAACAAUAUUAUUUAGAGCAUAGGGAUUUUAAAUGAUAAACUUUUGGAACACAGUAUGAAAUAUUUAGGAAGCAAUUUAUUGAACUUUGGAUUUAAAAACAUUUUUUUGAGGAAGUUUGAAUUUUGCCAUCCUAUUAUGAUGUCAUUGGACCUGUUACUAACAUUAAUACAUGCCUUAACAUUAUUUCAUUUUAAAAAGAUUUUUUUACUCAGGGCUUUAGUCGUAACUUAUCAUGGUUCUAAGGGGAGUCAAGGCUGCUUCUCACCUCUGGGGUCUCAGGUUUAAUACCUGGACUUCACCUUACAUGCAAGUCAUUUGUAUAGAUCUCCCCCCUGUUUGAUUCAAGAGUCUUUCUCUGGAUUUUCUCCCACUGCAAAACUUAACACACUAAAUUCCAAUUUGAUCUGAGAGAGGACUGGUCUUACUUAGAUUGGAGGUUGUGUGGAUUUGAUAAAAUUGAAGGCAGCUUCUGUUAGUACAUAGAUUAAGUGGACCAGUGGUCUAGAUAAUGAGAAAAAGUACUGCCAGCCAAGCAAAUAUUGGAUAAUUUAAAAAAAGAACAGUGAAUUAUUGAAUAAUUCUUUAAAAAGUUUCAUUAUUUUUUGUACAAAUGAAUAGUCUUGUUAGGCAUGGUAGGAGACUUUCCCACUAGGUGGGUUAAAUCGUUUAUGAGUUUGCACUCAGGCUGAGCAAUGUAGUCUCAGUUGAUGAGAAUUAGAAAAUAAUCCAGAACUUUAAUAAUAAAGAUUUUUGUUUAUAUA